Messenger RNA from Penaeus vannamei (Pacific white shrimp), 1154 nucleotides. Lineage: Eukaryota; Metazoa; Arthropoda; Malacostraca; Decapoda; Penaeidae. The record is from RefSeq and is a predicted model, not a curated record.
CUUUUCAUUUUUUUAGUGCUGGAGUGGGAAGGACUGGCACAUACAUUGUCUUGGAUGCCAUGUUGCAGCAGAUUCGUGCCAAGGGACGCCUCAAUAUAUGGGGAUUCCUGAAACACAUUCGCACACAACGCAACUUCCUUGUACAGACGGAGGAGCAGUAUAUAUUCAUUCACGAUGCUCUGCUGGAAGCCAUCCAAAGUGGAGACACCAACAUCCCUCGGGCUGGUCUCAGCAGAUAUAUCAGGAUGUUGCAGGCGCCUGGAGGAUCACAGGAGAAGCCCCAGCCUUGGUAUCUUCUAUCGCACCAGUUCAAGCUGGUUACACAUUUCCAGCCAAGAGAUUUCAAUGUUGUCAGUGCAGUCAAGCCUGUCAAUAGAGAGAAGAACCGCAGCACAGAUCACCUGCCCAUGGAGAAUGGCCGUGUGCACCUGACCCCCAAGCCAGGUGUGGAAGGCUCAGACUACAUCAAUGCAACCUGGCUGAUGGGCCAUCAGAGACUACGAGAAUUCAUCCUGACACAGCACCCUCUGCCACCCUCCAUCCUUGAUUUCUGGCAGAUGGUUUGGGAUCACAAUGCCCAGACAAUAGUUGUUUUGACAGCUGUAGACGAGAGUCAGGGCUAUCCCCAGUUCUGGCCGGCGCAGCAUGAUGACUUUGACUCUGAGCAUUGGAAGGUGCGUUAUCUGGAAGAGAAAUUGAAUGCUGGGUUGGUGACUGUUGAUGUUGCAGUCCAGAGUUUGCAAGAUGACUAUGAGUUACCGGUUAGAUUAAUUCACGCUCCUGGCUGGCCCCACACUCUGCCAGCUCUUACUACUACUCUCAGCCUUGUCUCCUUAGUGUCUGAGGCCCAUACUAAUUACCAGAAUGGACCUUUAAUAGUUGUUGAUCGGUUUGGAGGGACGGAGGGAGCCACAUUCUGCUGCUUAACUGCCCUGAAGAACCAGGUUGACUUCGAGCAGCACUUGGACCCUUACAUGUUUGCCAAGCUUUACCACAACAGAAGGCCAAGUAUUUGGACAAGUCAGGAUGACCUCCUGUUCAUCUACCGGGCAAUGGAAUCCUACACAGCCAGUGAAGGAAGCCACAGUGGAAGCAGCAAUGACAUGGCAGGGCUCCAUGACCCUGUGAUCACCAUGCCCCCAUCACAACAGUGA